This is a messenger RNA of Armigeres subalbatus, 1878 nucleotides long. RefSeq lists its product as uncharacterized. The coding region runs from base 1 to 1878 and encodes 625 amino acids. The transcript has 2 exons. Gene Ontology annotation, biological process: DNA integration. Gene Ontology annotation, molecular function: nucleic acid binding. NCBI's taxonomy places the organism in Eukaryota, Metazoa, Arthropoda, Insecta, Diptera, Culicidae. The record is from RefSeq and is a predicted model, not a curated record.
AUGCGUCGGGCUAAUGCGGCUAUUUUGCGCGAACGCCAUAUUAUGCCUACGAUUGAGGACUUUCUGCCACGAUUUACAUCAGCUAAAUAUUUCAGCCGGCUGGACAUUGAGGAGGCCUUCCAUCAGGUGGAACUUAAAGAAGAGAGUCGUUACAUAACAACUUUUAUAACUCAUAAAGGUCUUUUCCAAUACAAACGGCUGAUGUAUGGAAUCGUCAUCGCUCCAGAACUAUUCCAACGCAUUAUGGAGCAAAUUCUUAGCCGUUGUGAGAAUACUGUAAAUUUCAUCGAUGACAUUCUCGUAUUCGGAAGCACAGAGAACGAACAUGACAAGGCGCUUAAGCUGGUUCUGUCGGUUUUGAAUGAACACGGAAUUCUGCUGAAUCAAGAGAAAUGUUUGUUCAAAGUAAACAGCCUUGAUUUUCUCGGACAUACUAUUUCGCCAGAUGGAUCAUCUAACGUGGCCGACCCUCUAUCUCGCUUGUCGGUAAAUCCAACGCCCGAAACCUUCGAUCCGGAGAAUAAGUUCAUGGUACUGGCGGUAAUGGAAUCCGCUGCAAUCGAUGUGCAAGAACUGGAAAACACGACUAAUUCGGACGCAAUCUUGGGUAUUGUUAAACAAUGCUUGCGUUCCGGUAAUUGGGAUAAAGAUGAAGCUAAGCCGUUCUUACCCUUCAAGCAUGAACUUGGAUUUGUUGGUGAUAUGCUGGUUCGGGGAAAUAAGCUCGUUGUGCCGACAGCAUUGAAGAUGGGGAUGCUCGAUAUCGCUCAUGAGGGACACCCGGGAGAAUCUGUAAUGAAGCGGCGUCUUCGCGAUCGUGUUUGGUGGCCAGGCAUGGAUAAUGACGCUGUGUCUCGUGUGAAAGCAUGUGAAGGUUGUCGUUUGGUUGGACUACCUAGCAGACCUGAACCGAUGAGUCGCCGUCCACUACCGUCUGGACCGUGGAUUGAUAUCGCGAUGGAUUUCCUCGGUCCGUUGCCUUGUGGUUCAUAUCUUCUUGUCAUCAUCGACUACUACAGCCGCUAUAAAGAGGUGGAAAUAAUGUUCAAAAUAACGGCCAGGGAUACAAUUAGUAGGCUUGAUCGAAUUUUUACUCGCCUGGGAUACCCUCGGACAAUAACCCUCGACAACGCCAAGCAGUUUGUAAGUACGGAUUUAGAUUCAUACAGCAAGCUUCACGGAAUCACAUUGAACCAUUCAACACCUUAUUGGCCGCAAGAAAACGGUCUCGUCGAACGGCAAAAUAGAUCUCUCGUAAAACGACUGCAGAUUAGCGCUGCUCUCGGUAGAGACUGGAAAAAAGACUUACACGAUUACCUCAUCAUGUAUUAUACAACACCACACUCGAUAACCGGAAAAACGCCUACUGAACUUAUGUAUGGACACACUAUUCGAUCGAAGCUGCCAGCUAUAGAAGAUAUCGAGACCACUCCACCAAACGCAGAUUUCCGUGACCGCGAUAAAUUGUUAAAAGAGAAAGGAAAGGAAGUAGAGGAUACCCGUCGUCGAGCUACUCGAUCCUCGAUUGAUUCCGGUGACACUGUACUUAUGCAGAACCUACUGCCGAGUUCUAAGCUGUCCACUACUUUCAAUCCAAAGCAGUAUACAGUGCUUUCGAGAUCUGGUCCUCGUGUGACGGUUGAAGAUUAUCAGACUUUGAAAUCGUAUGACAGAAAUGUGGUUAUGGAACUCGAAGGAUCAUCGACUGGGGCGCCUGGCGACAGUUCUGAAAAUCAAGAAAAUCAAAAGCAGUUAAGAGCAUCAUCAGAAGAAGAUUUCCAUGGUUUUGAGCUGGAAGAUGAUAAUACAGCACGGCGCCCAAUUGCCCAGUACAGAACGGUGAAGAAACCGGUUUGGAUUAACAAUUAUCUUCAAUAA